Molecule: messenger RNA, 1446 nt
Organism: Lactuca sativa (garden lettuce)
Lineage: Eukaryota; Viridiplantae; Streptophyta; Magnoliopsida; Asterales; Asteraceae
Source: RefSeq, a predicted model, not a curated record
AUGACAGAUAAAAGAAUUAUGGUUAGUUGGAAGUCGGAAUUGGUGGACAAAACUUUUUUGGAUGCAUGUAUACAAGAAUUAACAAGCAAUGGCCGGGAGGGUAGUGGACUAAAAGCAAGCUCAUGGGCUGUGGUCGCGGAGAAAUUGAAAACAGAUCAUAAUUUUAUUGUCGACAAAAAACAAAUGAAAAACCGAUACGACUAUUUAAAAGCAAAGUAUGCAGUGUGGUUAAAACUUAAAAACAAAACAGGAAAUAUUUAUAAUCCCGUAACGAAUUCUUUUAACAUGACUAAUGAAGAAUGGGAAGCGGAAGCGAAGUUGAACAAGUAUGUAGAUAAGCUGAGAAAUGCACCCCUCCCUUGCCCUGAACUUUGUACCCAACUAUUUGAUGGGGCAACCUCGACCGGUGUUCACAGUUGGGGGCCAUCUUCGACAUUACCUCAUCCCAAUGAAACCUUCAGUACACAUGAUUUUGAGGAUACAGAGAUGGAUGAGCCAGCACCUCAUGCAGAUACCCCAAGCUCAACAAUACCUCAACCUACUAGUGAGGAAUCAUCUGGGCGGACAAAAAACAAGGGAGGCAAACGAAAUGGUCCUAAAGAAACCACACUUGAUGAUGAGUUGAAAGAAGUUGGAAAAGAGAUUAUCAAGGCUGCACAAGCAUUCACCGAAGCAAAUAAUCUUGACAAGGAGAUGGAUGCUUGUAUGGUGAAGUUGACAUGCUUGGAGUGGGGAGAAUAUGAUCCGAAAUACACCACUGCUCUUAUGUUAUUUGCUGAAAGUGCUGGACACAUGGAUAAAGAAGGUGACUUUUUAUAUUUUCUUAUAUUCUCGUGGUAUUGGUUGAUGUUGGUCCGACAAAGGCAAAGAAUAGUUAAAAGAAUAAGAGCUAGCGAACAGGAGGGCAUAGCACAUGAUUCUAAAGUUUUGAAAGAAGUUGCAUUUAACCCAACUUCCGGAUUUCCAUUCCCUCCACCAGAUAAAUAUUACCUUUGUGAUGCCGCAUACACCAACACCCGUGGAUUUAUGGCUCCCUACCGCAAUACUAGGUAUUGGUUAGCCGAUUUUCGAAGAAACAGAGCUUUGACUAAGGAAGAAAUGUUCAAUCAUGCUCAUGCACAACUUAGAAAUUACAUUGAACGUGCUUAUGGUGUAUUGAAGGCGAGAUUUCCAAUUUUAAAACAAAUGGCUCCUUAUCCUUUUCCAGUGCAAAGAGACAUAGUCAUUUCUUGUGUUGCGGUCCAUAAUUUUAUAAGGAAAUACGAUAUUGAAGAUGAAUUAUUUACGAACUUUGAACAAAACACUAUGGUUAGUCAUAAUGUGGGUGGUGGAGGAAAUGAGGGUCAAAACAUAGAAGGCAUAGAAUGGGGUUCAGAAGCCGUUAACUAUAUGACUAAUUUGCGUGACCAGAUUGCUAAUCAGUUGUUUUCAAAUGGUUCAUGUUAA